Messenger RNA from Vitis riparia (riverbank grape), 3697 nucleotides. RefSeq names its product alpha-mannosidase At3g26720-like. Gene Ontology annotation, molecular function: carbohydrate binding; alpha-mannosidase activity. Gene Ontology annotation, biological process: mannose metabolic process. The transcript has 29 exons. The coding region runs from base 342 to 3431 and encodes 1029 amino acids. Lineage: Eukaryota; Viridiplantae; Streptophyta; Magnoliopsida; Vitales; Vitaceae. The record is from RefSeq and is a predicted model, not a curated record.
UUCCUUCCAAAGAGUAUUAAUCCCGUGAAGCCAAAAAAACAACCUUCCUACUUUCCUUAUGUCUGUCAUGUCGCUUGCAAAUUGAAACCACCGCAAGCUCCCGAAGCUUCGCCCAUGGCCCGAGUUGGGGGUAAAAUUAAUAAAUUAAUCGUCAAAUGCAUAAUGUUAUCCACUGAGGAUAAGAUAUUAAGAUCGCUUCUUUCACCCGCUUCGAAAAAUCAUGGCACUCUUCUAAAUAAUGGUCUUUGCCGUGAGUUAAAAAGUCUUCAGUGAGAAGCAACCAAAACACAUGAGCAUAAAAGCGACGCAACUCCUUUCUUCCUCUAUGUAUUCUCUUUGAUAUGAUUUUCGUUUUCAAGGGGCUUGUGACCUUGGGAGCUGCAUCAUCCAUGGCGAUCUCGAUGCUCCUUGCCGUUCUUUUGGCGGCAGUUUCCUUUGGGGAGUCCAGCUACAUAGCUUACAACACCACCGGGGGCAUCGUGCCCGGAAAAAUCAAUGUCCAUUUGGUGCCUCACUCGCACGACGACGUUGGUUGGUUGAAGACCGUUGAUCAGUACUACGUCGGCGCCAACAAUUCGAUUCGGGGAGCGUGUGUGCAGAACGUUAUAGACUCUGUGAUUUCAGCAUUGUUGGAUGAUGAGAAUCGGAAGUUCAUCUAUGUUGAAAUGGCAUUUUUCCAGAGGUGGUGGAGACAGCAAAGCAAGAAACUUCAGACUAGAGUGAAGCAGCUUGUCAAGUCGGGUCAACUGGAGUUUAUCAACGGAGGAAUGUGUAUGCAUGACGAGGCAACCACACAUUACAUUGAUCUGAUUGAUCAGACAACUUUAGGGCAUCGGUAUAUCAAAGAUGAAUUUGGUCAGACUCCUAGAGUUGGCUGGCAGAUUGAUCCUUUUGGACAUUCUGCUGUUCAAGCCUACUUGCUUGGUGCUGAGCUAGGAUUUGAUUCUCUCUUUUUUGCUCGGAUUGAUUACCAAGACAGAGCUAGAAGGAAAGAUGAGAAGACUCUUGAGGUUGUAUGGCAGGGUUCCAAGUCCCUUCUUUCAACUUCACAGAUAUUCACUGGUAUAUUCCCCAGGCAUUAUGACCCCCCAGAUGGUUUUGUAUUUGAGAUAAAUGAUAUCUCCCCUGCUAUUCAGGAUGAUGUUCUCCUAUUUGACUACAAUGUUGAAGAGCGAGUCAACGACUUCGUAGCUGCUGCUGUAUCACAGGCUAAUGUAACCAGGACAAAUCAUAUCAUGUGGACCAUGGGGACGGAUUUUCGGUAUCAAUAUGCAAAUUCAUGGUUCAGGCAGAUGGAUAAACUUAUUCAUUAUGUCAACAAGGAUGGGCGUGUCAAUGCACUAUAUUCAACCCCAUCAAUUUACACUGAUGCAAAAUAUGCAGCGAAUAAAAUAUGGCCUCUUAAAAAGGAUGACUUCUUCCCGUAUGCAGAUCAUCCAAAUGCAUAUUGGACAGGUUAUUUUACAAGUAGGCCAGCCUUUAAAGGUUAUGUCAGAAUGAUGAGCAGUUACUAUCUGGUAGCAAGACAAUUGGAAUUCUUCAAAGGCAGGAAUAGUACAGGGCCCAACACAGAUGCAUUGGCUGAUGCUUUGGCAAUUGCUCAACAUCAUGAUGCAGUUAGUGGUACCCAAAGACAGCAUGUGGCUGCUGAUUAUGCUAAAAGACUGUCAAUAGGCUAUGUCGAGGCUGAGGAGUUGGUUUCAUCUUCACUUGCUUCCCUGACAGAAUCAAGAUUAAUUACUGGACCAGCAAAUCCUAUCACAAAGUUUCAGCAGUGUCCUCUUCUUAACAUAAGUUACUGUCCUCCAUCGGAAGCUGUUUUGUCUGAUGGGAAAAGCUUGGUUGUUGUCAUAUACAAUCCUCUUGGAUGGAAGAGAGAGGAAGUAGUCCGAAUACCUGUUUCCACUGAAAGGCUUAUUGUUCAUGAUUCUAGUGGAAAAGAAAUUGAAUCUCAGCUUCUACCUGUGGUCAAUGCCUCAUCUAACACCAGAAACUUCUAUGUCAAAGCUUAUUUGGGUAAAUCCCCUAGUGGCACACUUAAGUAUUGGCUUGCAUUUUCAGCAUCCGUGCCACCUCUUGGUUACAGCACUUACAUUAUCUCAAGUGCAAAACAGACAGGUGCUAGUUCAACCAUCUCAAUGGUGCUGACAUCAGAAGGAAAUCAAAAUAGUACCAUAGAAGUUGGGCAAGGAAGUCUGAAGCUACUUUAUUCUGCAGAUGAAGGAAAACUUACUCAUUAUAUUAAUAGCAGAAGUUUGGUUACAGCAUUUGCGGAACAAUCAUACAGUUAUUAUUCUGGAAAUGAUGGAACUGAUAAAGAUCCUCAGGCAUCUGGAGCAUAUGUUUUCCGCCCAAAUGGUACAUUCCCAAUAAAAUCUGAAGGCCAGGUUCCCUUAACUGUUCUGCAAGGACCAAUACUUGAUGAAGUGCAUCAAGAGCUCAAUCCAUGGAUAUAUCAGGUAAUGAGGAUAUACAAGGGAAAGGAGCAUGCUGAAGUUGAGUUCACUAUUGGGCCCAUCCCUGUGGAUGAUGGAGCCGGGAAAGAAAUCACAACUCAGAUUACCACAACCUUGAAGACCAAUAAAACAUUCUACACAGAUUCUAAUGGGCGUGACUUCAUUAAAAGGAUUCGGGAUUACAGAGCAGACUGGGACCUGCAAGUGAACCAACCAGUUGCUGGAAAUUACUAUCCUAUUAAUCUAGGCAUAUAUGUGCAAGAUGACAGCAUGGAACUCUCAGUGUUAGUGGACCGCUCAGUGGGAGGAUCCAGUUUAGUAGAUGGUCAAAUAGAGCUGAUGCUCCAUAGGAGGUUGCUUCAUGAUGAUAUUAGAGGUGUUGGAGAGGUACUAAAUGAGGAAGUUUGUGUUGGUGGCCAGUGCAAAGGUUUAACUAUCCAAGGAAAACUUUAUAUUAGAAUUGAUCCAGUAGGAGAAGGUGCCAAGUGGCGACGCACAUUUGGACAAGAGAUAUAUUCUCCACUUCUAUUAGCGUUUGCAGAACAGGAUGGGAACAACUGGAUGGAAUCCCAUUUACCAACUUUUUCAGGACUGGAUCCUUCCUAUGUUUUACCUAAUAAUACUGCUCUGAUAACCCUAGAGGAACUUGAAAAUGGGAAACUACUUCUUCGGUUGGCUCACCUAUAUGAGACCGGAGAGGACAAAGACUAUUCGGUGAUGGCUACUGUGGAACUGAAAAAACUGCUUCACAACAUUAAGAUCACCAAAGCAACGGAGACAAGUCUGUCUGCAAAUCAAGAAAGAAGUAGGAUGGAAAACAAGAAAUUAAUUUGGGAAGUAGAAGGCUCCUCGGAAGAACCCAAGGUGGUGAGAGGGGGACCUGUGGAUCCUGCAAAGCUAGUGGUAGAGCUCGCCCCAAUGGAAAUCCGGACCUUCUUAAUCGAAUUUGAUCACCUCCAAAUCUUCCCUUCCUGAAAGAGAAGUCUAAGUCUCUUUACAAAAUGCAGUGGAGAUCGUUCAUUUAUGUAUGCUGAAAUGCCUUCCACACUUCUCCCUUUUACGUGAAUGAAAGUCCCUUGCUAUAUAUUACCAAAAGAAACGCAAAUAAAAUCGUUGUACUUUGUGGCGUCACAACUUCUUCGGCAAGAGUUACCAUACUCAUAUGAUACGUGCAUCCCAAAUUAGCAGUUCUAGACACUUGCAUAUACCUAAAUACAAAAAUACGAGACUUUUAGAUAUUA